Strongylus vulgaris is the source of this 570-nucleotide messenger RNA. The record is from the annotation of a GenBank genome assembly. NCBI's taxonomy places the organism in Eukaryota, Metazoa, Nematoda, Chromadorea, Rhabditida, Strongylidae.
AUGAAAAUGACUGAACUCUUUGAUCAACUUGCUGAACUCUAUGGUGAUAUCAGUUAUCUUGACGCAUAUGUUGGAGGAAUGCUCGAAGGAGACAAUGGACCGGGUGAACUCUUCAAGACUAUCAUUAUGGAUCAGUUCGAGCGUUUGAGAGACUCUGACAGAUUCUGGUUCGAGAAUACUCAAAAUGGCCUUUUCAACGAUACUGAGAUCCAGAUGAUUCGAAAUAUCACUUUACGUGAUAUUAUUCGGGCUACAACCGAAAUUAAUGAUUCUUGGCUACAAAAUGAUGUGUUCUACUUUCAUGAUGGAGAUCCAUGUCCUCAGCCUUUCCAGGUCAAUGAAACAGGUCUGGAACAGUGCAUUCCAUUUAUGCGAUUCGACCAUUUCACUGGAAAUGAAGUUACCUACAUUUUCACACUCAUUGGUCUCGGAUGCAUACCACUGAUCUGCUUUGGCAUUGGCUACAUCCUAAUCCAACGUCGCCGUCGUAUGGGAUGGGACAUCUCGUAUGAUGAUCUUUCCGCAACGGCUGUCGACGAUGAUGCACCCAAGGAUCGAUACUCUAUUCAA